Messenger RNA from Erythranthe guttata (spotted monkey flower), 1104 nucleotides. RefSeq lists its product as uncharacterized. The record is from RefSeq and is a predicted model, not a curated record. Lineage: Eukaryota; Viridiplantae; Streptophyta; Magnoliopsida; Lamiales; Phrymaceae.
UUUAUUUGAGAUUGCGUACACACGGAGAUAUAUAUAUUAAUAUAUAUAUAUAUACACGUCUCUCUUCCCCCUCCUCCUCUGUAUUUAUCUCAAACCGAUCCUCAUUCCAAAAAUCAAUUCCCCUAAAACCUCUUCUUCCUUCUCCGCCGUUCCUCUGCAGAAAUUCGCUUCGAUUUGUGUUUUUUGUUCUUCAAUUGCGAAAUUGUGCCCCCAAAAAACCCAAUUCGGAGUUUUUUUCGUUUGUGAAUGGUGGAAAUCUCAGGCGCACAAUUAAUGGUCGUCCCUUCUUCUUCGUCAAGAAGGGGGAUUUCGAUUUCGGUCGCUAACUCUUUCUGCUUUGGAUCUUGCAUGGAAGGCUGGUACUACCGCUGCAUCGGCGUCGACCCCUGAAUUCGUUAAUCGAUUUUUUAAUUUAUUGAUUCUGUUUAAUUUUUUCCUUUUUCCCGAUUUUGAUUGAAUUUUCCGACCUCCUUUUUUCCGUUCCGAAAUUUCAAAACUUUUCAUAAAAAAAAAAUCGAAGAAAAAAAAAUUAAAAAAAAGAAGAAAAGAUGUUGCUUUACAAGCAGAAGAAGAGCCAGCCUUCGAAGGGGAACCGGUUUUUGGUUUGCGUGACGGUUCUCGGAAGUGCCGGACCGAUCCGGUUCGUCGUCAAUGAGAACGAGCUUGUUGCUACUGUGAUCGACACCGCGCUUAAAUCGUACGCGCGUGAGGGAAGGCUACCGAUUCUCGGAUCAGAUCUCAACAAAUUCAUGCUCUAUUGCCCAAUUGCUGGAACAGAAGCUCUGAGCCCGUGGGAGACAAUUGGAUCAGUUGGUGUAAGAAACUUCAUGCUGUGCAAGAAGCCGCAGACGACGGAGGAUUCCGACGAAGUGGAAAAGUCGGCAAUGUCACGAAAGGGAAGUGGAAGCUGGAGGGCUUGGUUUCACAAGUCUCUCAGUUUGAAGAUUUCUUCUCACUGAGAAUUUAUCUAUUUAUUAUUUGCUUCAGUCAAACUCUUGCGUGUUUUUUGUGUGUUUUAAUGUUGUAUUUGAGGAGCAGUUUUCUGUUUUGCUCAUACGAAUAAUGUUGUGGUAAUAAAAUUUGGACUUCCUUUUAUCUAUUUGA